UGUGUUGCCCCUGCCGGGGUUCCUCCCACCCACAGCUUACGUGUAUGGGAGGCCUCUGGUGCACGGGAGGCUUCCAGUGCACAAGAGGUCCCAGGCGCACGGGAAGACUGAUGCGUGCGGGAGGCCUGAGGUUUUUAGAAUGGACGGCUUUGGUGACAGCUUUGUGCCAGCUCCCACGGAGGGCACCCCAGAGGUGGAUCCAGCAGCUGAAUUUCUGGCACGAGAGCAGGACCAGCUAGCAGGGUUGGAUGACGACAUUAUUGCCCCAGCAGCAGCUCCUCAGGCGCAGGAGACUGCCGCCACCCAGCCAGCAGGCGAUGAUGCUGACUUGUUUGGGGCUGCCCCCAUGAAUGGGGGUCCCGACCUCGGCAGCUUUGAGAUGCUGGGUGGAGAUGAGGUACCCCAAGCAGGAGCAGCAGCUGAUGCCCCAUCAGCUGAAGCAGUUGCAGCUGAGGAAGCAUUUGCUGAGCCAGCUCCUGCUGUAGCAGCUCCUGCUGAAGCAGCUCCUGAACAUGAAGGGAAUUAUUCAGGCUUUGGGGCAGACUUUGGGGGAGCUUCUGUGCCUACUGAUGAUGCUGCUGCCUCUGUCGGGGAUCUCUCUUUUGUGGGUGAUGCUUCAGCAGCAGAACCUGUACCUGCACCUCCCAUGGCAUACUCACCAGUCCCAACCAUACCUAAGGAAGAGCCUGAAAAAAUUAAGAUCUGGCGUGAACAACAAGAAGUCCGUUUAAAAGAAAAAGAUGUGGCUGAGGAGCUGAACAAGGAGGAACUGAAAGAGAAGGCCCGUAAGGAGCUAGAAGACUGGUACAAGCAACAUGAGGAGCAAGUUGCAAAGACCCGUCAAGCAAACAGGGAGGCGUGCAAGUCUGCUGAGAAGGAACUGGUGGCUGACAUCGGCAAGAUGGAGCCAGGCACAGAGUGGGAAAGGAUUGCUAAGCUCUGCAAUUUCAAUCCCAAGACUGCAAAGUCAUCCAGGGACAUUUCUCGAAUGCGAUCCAUCAUCCUGCAGGUUAAACAGAAUCCACCACUAAAAGCUUAAUGAAAAGUGAUGUUUUGUCUCCCACUGGCUUGUAAUAUGAAUCUGCUUAUCUAAACAUCAUCGGGCUUGAUAUGUUACAAACUCUGCAGUGUGUUUCAUGUCUUUUGUAUAGGAAUAUGACUCAUUGUUGAACCACUGCUAUUGAAAACCAGCCAGAAAUUAGUUACAUAACUGGUGUGAAAUUUGUGUUCAUGACAGCUUUAAGAGUAUUUGAUUCAUGUGAAUUAGCAUGUUGGGUAUUGAGAGACUGUAACAUACAUAUAUAGAUGUAGAAAUUUUUUUUAAAGUUUUUGGUAUGUUGCAUCUAUAUUUAUACAUUAUGUUAUUCAUUUGUAUGUUAUGUAAUCAAACAAUCUUCUGUUCUUUUCAUGUCAAUCACAAAUGUGUACCAGAGACAUAGGUAUUAUAAUAUAGUGGAAUGCAAGUAAUGCAUGUAUAGACAAAGUCUGCAGUGUAUAUAGGUAUGUAAUCUCAAUGUGAAUUUUUUUGGAGGCAGUACCAACAAGAAAUGGUGGUGUGAUUACAUCAACAGAACAUGACUGCAGUAAAUAUUGUAAGAUAAUCGGUGUCAGUAAUACUGCUUGAAAUUAUGCUUUAGAUGUUCAUUUACUUUUCAAAUUAAACCCUUGUAUCUGAGGAUUUCAUAUUUAAACUUCAAAAUUAUUUCACUGAUGUUGGACUCAGGUACCAUAAAUUUUACUACCCUCGUUUUGGUUCUUGGUGCUAUCCUUGCUCUGGAAGCAGAUGAAUUGGUCAAAACAUUACUAAACCAACAUGCUUAGUUUUUAAAGACAAACAAUUACCUGAUUACUGAAUAAAGGAUAUUGAAUACAGGUGGUGUAAGACAUUUGUUGUGACUUUUUACUGCAGAACUGUAUAAAUUAGAAGUGACAGGUAGCAAAAUGAUUUAUUGUUACACAUUCCAAAUAUUUAAUAUAUACCUAUUUGCCAAUGCGUAAUUAACUAAUAGCUGUGUGAAUAAAGAAAUAUAUACUGUAACUAUCUA
Messenger RNA from Portunus trituberculatus (swimming crab), 2045 nucleotides. RefSeq names its product clathrin light chain-like (gene Clc). Gene Ontology annotation, biological process: clathrin coat assembly; intracellular protein transport; clathrin-dependent endocytosis. The coding region runs from base 140 to 1039 and encodes 299 amino acids. NCBI's taxonomy places the organism in Eukaryota, Metazoa, Arthropoda, Malacostraca, Decapoda, Portunidae. The record is from RefSeq and is a predicted model, not a curated record. The transcript has 9 exons. Gene Ontology annotation, cellular component: plasma membrane; synaptic vesicle membrane; postsynaptic endocytic zone cytoplasmic component. Gene Ontology annotation, molecular function: structural molecule activity; clathrin heavy chain binding.